AAAUAAGGAAGCAAGCAGCCAGGCCAACGUUCUUUCACUAUAGAAAACCGACAUGACCAGCGCGGUAGAUGCAGUGCGCAACAACCGCACGAACAUCCUGAACCUCCUGGUUGCCGUCAAGGGAAGCGUCUCACAGAUCGAGCUCGAUGCUGCACUGUCCCUGGCAAUCAAAAACGGGUCGAAACAAUGUGUCGAAAUACUCCUAAGGGCCGGAGCAGGCGGGGAUGACUUGUUGAUAAACGGGUUACCAAUCCUGAUAUUAGCAGCCCAGCAUAACCAACUUGAGAUUUUGAAGUUAUUGUUGGUGACGGGAGUCAACAAGAUUGACGCCCGCAGUGACCACCGUGGCUCAGCACUCCAUUUCGCAGCUCUCGCUGGUGGGGAAGACUGUGUAGCUGAGCUUCUUGCCACAAAGGCAAACCCAAAUUUAAGAGACGGUGCUGGGAACACUCCUUUAAUUCUCUGUUCGAGGGAUGGAAAAAAUAACACGAUCCACAGGGUCACCAAGUUGCUGAUCAAGUAUCGUUGUGAUGUGAAUUUGGUGAAUGGAGAAGGCCGCAGUGCCCUUCAUUAUGCCGUCGAAAAGCUCCGCGGGGUGGAGUUACUGAUCAGUGAAGGAGCUGACGUCAAUAUUCGAGACUCUUAUGGCAACACGCCUUUAAUGUUAGCCGCAUCUGAGGGACUUUGUAACAUAAUACGGCGAUUAGUCCAAGGGAAAUGUAACGUGAAUUUUGCAAGUAAUGACGGUUUGUGUAAAAGUCCCAUGCACAUUCUCGCAAUGAAGGGACACGUCUGCUGCAUGGAGCAACUCUUCCAAAAUGGCGCCGAUGUCAAUAUCUUGGACCACGAUGGCCGAUCUCCUUUGCAUGACGCGAUCAACCGCAACAGAAAACGGGCGGCAAAAUUCCUCAUUCAAAGGAACUGCCAUUUAGAUGUACCAGUUAUCACAGCUUUAGAUUUAGGUUGUCCUGAAAUAGUUAAGAUGUUGCUGUUAGCAGGGUCAGAUCCAACAAAUGUGUUGAAAGCGAUGAACCAUCCCGGUGAAAAACCAAUCUUCUCGGAUUUCCCGGAACUCUAUGACUGGCUGAAAGAAGUGUUAUUGAAUCCUUUCCCGCUGAAGGAAUUAGCUAGACUUCGAAUCAGGAGAAUACUGGGAAGUUCGAUAUGUAAGAAUACACUUGUAGAUCAGUUGAAAAUGCCUAGGUUUCUUCAAGAUUGGUGUCUGAUGAACGAGUUGGACCAUUACGAUGAAAAUACAUAAGUUUUCAAUAAUAUCUAAAAUCCAAAUCAUUUGGUCUUUGAAAAGCUUUUAACUCUUCCUGUAUCAAGCAUGUAUCAAGUUGAUUAACCCAAAAUGAACCACCCAAAUCUCCAGCGAAUUGUGUCAAAUGUGCGUCACUUGAAGCGGACAAAUAUAUGGAUAUCUGUGGAAGUCGGCUGGGAUGUAAUUUUCUCUAACUUGUGAAAAGAAGGGGCAUAAUUCCAAAACCCGUAGGACAUGUGAUGUAUCCUUGCUUUGAGUACCUACCAUAAAAAUUUCAUCGAAAACAAGUCACUAAUAAGCGAGAUAUUGCAUUUUUUCUCCUUUUUUUAGUUUUGGCCCCUGGUGGCAAGUCGCGGAUCAGGUCAGACCGAAAUUCGGUGUCAGUUCGAAAAUCGUCAAAUCUGCUGAAAAGCACAAUGGCAUCAUAAGACCUUCAAACCACCCACAUAUGAAAAGCCUAGCAGGUAGGCUCCGGAAACCAAUUACGGUCAAUUCACGCUAUUUGGCCCCUGUGACCUUGAAAAGUAGGUCAAAUAAAAAUCCCGGAUA
Messenger RNA from Lineus longissimus, 1813 nucleotides. RefSeq names its product serine/threonine-protein phosphatase 6 regulatory ankyrin repeat subunit C-like. The record is from RefSeq and is a predicted model, not a curated record. Lineage: Eukaryota; Metazoa; Nemertea; Pilidiophora; Heteronemertea; Lineidae. Gene Ontology annotation, molecular function: protein binding. The coding region runs from base 53 to 1261 and encodes 402 amino acids. The transcript has 2 exons. Gene Ontology annotation, cellular component: cytoplasm; nucleus.